GAAAUGUCUGAUAAACAAGGUUCUAAUCCAAAUUCAAGAACUCCAUCACCAACAAAACUUUAUUAUUACACAGAUAAUGAAGGAUGGACUGAACUAGAUCCAAAUAUACCGUUGUCACAACAACCUAUCGGUGGAACAUGGGUAUCAGUUGAAGAGGAUACAGAUGGACAUGGGAACAGGCGUGCUAUGCAUAUAAAAACCUCUGUAAAACAUGACAUGAAUAAACCUGUUCGUCAACAAGGUGUUAUGGUGACGACAAAUUUAACACCAGAAGACAGUUCUGGUCAACAAUCACCAGUACAAGCGAUUGUCUUUCAAACUAAUCAACCGCUGACUAAGAUUACUAUUCCAACAGACGUACAAAUAUGUCCACAAGGAUCAGAUAAUCCAGUCAAAACAAUUGGUGAAUUACUCUCAUCUCAUCCAAUACCUGGUAAAAAACCGUCAUCAAAUGAACCAACAUCAACAAAUCAGAAUUUUCAUGAGGAUAACAAUGACAGUCAUACAAACUGUAAUAAUAAUAUAAUAAUAAUGAUAUAAUUCUUAUGGAGGGAAGACUAUCAGGAGUGCUGGACACAAAUAAUUCUAACUGUUCUGUGUAUCCAGUGUUGUGUCAAGUCAACUGUAAUCAUCAUCUAAUGAAUAGUCGACCUAUAUAUCAUCAUCAUCAACAUCAUCGUGUGAAUAACAAUGUCAAACAACGCCAGUGUAAUACAACCUUCAAUUGUUCUUCACAUCCUGUAUUCAAUAAUAAUGGUGAUUCAACUCAAGUAUUACAAUCAGAAACAGUAGACCGGAAUCCUGUGAAACCAUUUUUAAUAACUUCUGCAAGACAAAGAAAUCAAAUUGGAAGAAAAAGAUCCUACUUCAAGUCGAGUAGAAUACAACAACAAAAGAAGAAGAAGGUAGGCAGGAGAAUGCCUUCAACAACUGUCGACCGUUUAUACCAUCUGAUAACUGCAAGCAUAACGCAACACACAGCAUACAGAGAAUGUGAAUAUAAUCCACAUUCAUUCUGUUGUCGUCCAUCUCAACGACAAAUAGAACAACCAUUGUUACAUCAACAGUGUAAUUUUACAGCGCCAAUAAUUCAGAGCAUCCCAUUGGACCGGAUCAGUGAACAAGCGUGCAACUGUCAUUGUUAUCAUCAUAACUGUUGUAAUUGUCAAUAUUCUUAUCCUCAAUUCAAUGACCAACAUCAGAAAUGCUAUGGAUAUCAAGAAAGACAUAACAAUUCAUAUCAUAAGAAAAGUAUUAGUAUUAGUAGUAGUAGUAGUAAUAGUAGUAUAAUUAGUAAUGGCAACACUUUAUCCAUGAAUGGCAGUGACAAUAGCAGCGCAAACAGUGUAACAAGUGAUGACAGCGGUAAUCGUAGUAAUAAUAGUUAUACUAAAUCAGUUAGAAAUAAAAAUGCUCAAAUUAAUUUACGCCUAGUCGGUAGUAGUAGUAGUAAGCAAUCAGAUCGGCAAAAUUAUCCAAUGAAAUUUAUUAAACAAUUAGUUAGAAAUUGUAAUUCUGAUCAUAUUCCUAUUGUAUUAAAUGUGAAUGUACCAAAAACUAAGUCAAAUUACUCGAAAAUGUCUAAAAACCCGCCCAAGGACACUGAUGAUAAUGAUGAUGGUAAUAAUUAUGAGAGGAAAAAACAAUCAACCAAAAGAUUACAACAAACUGAAUGCAUAAAGGUGAACAGGUUAGCUAAAGAUUCACCGAAAGAAAUGAAUCAGUCCAAGAAGAAUCCACAAUAUUCACCAACCGCUUAUGCUAAAGAAUCACCUCACUGCAAAGUAACUAAACAUAAAGGCAAAUUGAGUAGAUUACCUUCUGACACUGAUGAUAAAGACGAUAGCCAGUCUUCUCGUCAAAAGAAUUAUUCUAAGCUAUUCAAGAAUUUAAAAUGUAAAAAAUCUGUUAAUAGUCAAACUAAGCAAACAAAGCCUCAUAAAAUUCAUUCUAGUGACGCUGAAGACAUGUUGAUGAAUGAGAAGAGCGUAGAUGAAAUGACAGAGACUAGUGAAUCAGACAGAAUUCCUGUGAAAUUAAAUAAUAGUAAAACAGUUAAACCACAGGAUGAAUACAACUCAUCAAAAGAUAAUUAUAUUCGUAGACCUACUAGUUCAACUGGUAUAAAACAAAGUCCCAAACUGGAUGCUUUGAUAAAAUCUUCCAAAAAAGACAAGAAUAUUGAUAUGUAUUGUAAAAUUACACCGUCAAAGCAAUCUGGCAUGUCAAAUCAAUUGCCGAAACAUAUUCUAUGCAAAAUUAAGUAUUUCAACAAGUGUGAAAAUCAGACAAGAACAAGUCGAAGAUUAAAUUGUCUUAUUGAUGAAGAUCCACAUGAUGGAGAUAGUAAAGCCAGGGGAGAAUAUUAUGCCUCAACUGAUGAAACUAGACGUUCAUCAACUCAACAAUCAAGUGGUAGUGAUUCAAGAGAUUCAAUUCUCACUUGUUUUGUUAAAGCAGCAUCAAAGCAUGUAGAAAAUGAAAUUGAUAAUAAUAUGCUGUUUAAUAAAUUCAAAUUUAUUUCAGAUUCUGAUGAACAAUAG
Trichobilharzia szidati is the source of this 2543-nucleotide messenger RNA. Lineage: Eukaryota; Metazoa; Platyhelminthes; Trematoda; Strigeidida; Schistosomatidae. The record is from the annotation of a GenBank genome assembly.